GAUUGAUUUUGAAACAUGAGUGUUAAGUUACGCAUGCGUCCACCGUCCCCAAAAAGUGUUACUUUUGAACCUUGUUUUUCGACUGGAAUCAAAGAGAUCCGGAGCUCACUGAAAUUUAGGAAUGUCGCAGAGUGGGAACAAUUUCUUAAUGCUUUAUUAGCCGAUCUCCAGAAUACAGUGACUGGAUCUUCCGGCACUACGGGAUAUGGUUCCCUAAACACUUGCAGAGGCAUUAGGCAGUCGCCUGAAGUGGAGGUUACAUCCGUAAAGACAAGUUAUGGCAAAACCCAACCAAUAUCCGUGGCUAAAAGUCCCGGUUACAUUCAUUAUGGAGGUACAGUUUCCGCUACCGGAACAGUUGGCGAUGAGAAACGCCCAUUUAAUAAUAACUUAGAUGAGCUAGACUCUCUUCUACUUGAUCUCAGUAAUUCGAGAUACGCAAACACAACUACUACAGAUAACAGUAUGAACGGCAGUAAUGGUCAAUUUAAUGAAACCUAUAAUUCAGUAGGAAAGACCAGCCCCGCAAAUUUUUCUAGACCUUCCAGCGCCCAAAAUACAUUAAACAGACCAUCGGUUGAUAGCCUUCUGGACGAGCUGAAUUCUGGUGACGUAAUUUAUACGGGUCCCAAAAAAGUUGUGAUUACUGUCAAAGAAACGAAAACGGAAACUGGAUAUCCUGGAGAAACCGAACUAAUUUCCUCGUACACAACAGCUGCGCACACUCCCGCUGCAUCAACGGCUACCAGAGAACUCGACGAUCUGAUGGCUAGUUUAUCCAACAUUAAGGUACACCAAGGGCCGCAGCACCAAACAGUCUCCGAUUCGCAGUACGCGCGACCAUUUAAGGCUACCCAGUCGCAGAGCGCGCCUCCACAUAAACAAAAUCUGGAUUCUAUGCUUGGUAACCUCCAAGCAGACAUGAGCCGCCAGGGAGUCAACACCAGCCAGAAGGGUUGCUGCAGCGCCUGCGACAAGCCCAUCGUGGGCCAGGUGAUUACCGCGUUGGGUAAGACUUGGCAUCCGGAGCACUUCACUUGUGCCCAUUGCACCCAGGAACUUGGAACCAGGAACUUUUUCGAGCGCGACGGCAAGCCCUACUGCGAACCGGACUACCACAACCUGUUCAGUCCGAGAUGCGCGUACUGCAACGGCCCCAUUUUAGACAAAUGCGUCACGGCCCUGGAGAAGACCUGGCACAUGGACCACUUCUUUUGCGCCCAGUGCGGCAAACAGUUCGGAGAAGAGGGAUUCCAUGAACGCGAGGGGAAGCCGUACUGCCGGGACGAUUACUUCGACAUGUUUGCGCCGAAAUGCGGCGCCUGCAAUCGGGCCAUCAUGGAGAAUUAUAUUUCCGCUUUAAAUUCUCAGUGGCAUCCCGAUUGUUUCGUUUGCAGGGACUGCAAGUUGCCAGUGCAAGGAAAAUCGUUUUACGCCGUAGAGGGUAAGCCCGUAUGCCCCGCAUGCAUCGGAGCGGAAGAAGAGGAGGACGAAUAAACGAUUGUAUGCCCCCAAUAUGCCCCUUUAUUUGACCCCCCACCCCCCCGUACCAGUCGUUUUUAUGAGAAAGCUUUUACCUAGGAAAAAUGACCCCUCCCCCAACAUUACCCCCUAAAUAUUACACCAAUAAUUCUAAUGUAUUAAAUGUAAUAUUUCUUAUAUUAUUAUUGAUAAAAUAAAGACUAGAAUAAAAAAUAAUAUACAAAAUACACGAUAUGAAAGGGACCAUUUGCAAAUAGCGACAUUUCUCAACGCGGUAUUUGAAUUAUCUCUACGAUAUUUUAUUUUCGCGAUUUUUGCCAAUUUAUAAAUAGAAUCGAACGUUAAUAAUAAGGUGUAUCGACUAGAUAAAAACAACGAAAUCCCUCGCCUCACCAGAGUCUUGGUACUUUGUCGGACGCCGAAUUUAUUUUUAGCACGCCCCACUGAGAUUCAUUAAAAUUGUGUCAGCUCUUGCUUAUAGUCUCUUUCUGGUACCAAAAUAUAAAUAAUCCUUGAAAUAUAUUUAU
Molecule: messenger RNA, 2009 nt
Organism: Anoplophora glabripennis (Asian longhorned beetle)
Lineage: Eukaryota; Metazoa; Arthropoda; Insecta; Coleoptera; Cerambycidae
Product: paxillin
Exons: 8
Coding region: 16-1497 (493 amino acids)
Biological process (GO): positive regulation of substrate adhesion-dependent cell spreading; positive regulation of integrin-mediated signaling pathway; cell-cell junction organization
Cellular component (GO): focal adhesion; cytoplasm; cell-cell junction
Source: RefSeq, a predicted model, not a curated record